AUGGAGUCCAGCAAGAAGAGCAUCGAAUUGGUUGAGAAGUCUAUCGAGAAGUUGGAUAAGAAAGACAGAUCAACCAGAUUCAAUCACGAAAUGAAGCACAUUUUUGAUAGCAUCAUCAUCGAGAAUGUGGUCAAUCAGAUAGAGAUGUCUGUGUUAUAUGAGAUUGACACAUACAUCAAGGAACUAUUGAGCUCGAGUGACAAAAAAUCAUUAUCUAUGAUGCUAAUUAAUGGCUCGUUGGAUGACUUCAAGUCCACCCACUCCAUAUCAUAUUGCGACGUCCUUUCCAAAUCAAUAAUGGACACGAUCAAAUACACACUGUAUCAAUCAUUCAUUAAUCACUUCAAACCUCCCACAUUCCUGAGAAGUCUCAAGUCACAAGUCGAGAGGUACCCGGACACGAUCAAACCACACAAGAUCAUUAGCUUUAGCUUAAACUUGGUUAAUAAUCGAAAAAAGGAAUUAAAGAAUUUCCUUACCAGCCGAUUUGAUGUUGUGGAAAGGAGUAUCAAAUCAUCCAGCAUGACGAUGGAGAGUAUCGAACACUCAACUAAACAAUACCGAUCACUUCAUUGUGAUGUACUGGCACUUGACACCAAGUUGCACUUCCCAUUCGACCACCUCCAAGUCGACCGUAGUGCAGUGCUUCCAUAUUACAGCUUUGGACGAAUUUACAAUGGAACGUUUGGGAACCAAACAUACUUGAUCAAGUCAAUCAUUGGUGAUUACAUUCAUUUAAAUAUUUCUCGAAUGGACAUUAUUGGCGUAGUAUCGAAAGACCUACCAAUGUUACCGCUUCUUGGCAUCUUCCAAACAUCCCAUCAACAUGGUCAGGAAGGUAAAGAGUGGUUGUUGAUGUUCAAGAAAUGUGAUACAUUGUUGGAAUACCUAAAUGAACACAUCUCAUCAUUGACAUUCAAACAAUCAUUGAUCAUCAUCAAAAGUAUCGUAAAAGCUUUUGGGCGUUCCAUUGGGUCAUUGGCCAAUGCCAGACUGGAGUCCAUGUUUAUAGAUAUCGCCACCAAUGAGAUAUUCUUCCCACCAUGCAGUGAUUAUUAUAAUGAUUGGCGCAACCCACCAAAUGUAACAGCGAGUUCCAUGGCCUCACUUGGCACUAUCGUCUUGGAGCUGCUGCCAAAACCUAUACUUCAGAGAUAUAAGUUCGAGGAUGAAUUAGUAUAUAGCAUCUUCAGUAUCAUCAACUCCAAUGACAAGAUACCAAUAUGGUAUCGAGGUCCACUUCAAGAGUUUGUUCGGUGGCUCUUCGACUGUAAAAAACAGGAUUGUAAAUAUGCUGCCCACGAUAGUAUCUUACAAAGGUUGGAGGUCCUCAUUGAGGACUCCUCAACACGUCAAAGUGUCAAAGUGAACACC
Messenger RNA from Acytostelium subglobosum LB1, 1374 nucleotides. RefSeq lists its product as hypothetical. The record is from RefSeq and is a predicted model, not a curated record. NCBI's taxonomy places the organism in Eukaryota, Evosea, Eumycetozoa, Acytosteliales, Acytosteliaceae. The transcript has a single exon. The annotation marks the transcript as partial.